Messenger RNA from Rhinichthys klamathensis goyatoka, 1255 nucleotides. RefSeq lists its product as uncharacterized. The transcript has 4 exons. The record is from RefSeq and is a predicted model, not a curated record. Lineage: Eukaryota; Metazoa; Chordata; Actinopteri; Cypriniformes; Leuciscidae. The coding region runs from base 167 to 1255 and encodes 362 amino acids.
CAAACUGUUUGCGCGAUAAUUUGCUCUGAGAAAAAAUAAUAAUAAUAAAAAAAAUAAGAGAGUAUGGGUGAAAGAGUGGAUCCGCAUACGCGAACAGCAGGGAUUGUCUGUGCUACAGAGAGAGUUGGAGAAUAAUGAUAGGACAGGCUUCAGGGAGUUGCUGCGAAUGACGGCAGAGGAGUUUGAUUUUUUGCUGGAUAGAGUCCAACAUCUUAUAACAAAGCAGGACACCAAGAUGAGACGUGCAAUACCACCCAGAGAGGGUCUGUCUUUGACCCUGCGGUUCUUGGCAACAGGUGAAGCUUUCAAGUCCCUCAGGUUCCAGUACAGGAUGGGGACCAGCACCAUCUAUCAAAUAGUGAUGGAAACCUGUACAGCUCUGUACCAGGUUAUGAAGGAGGAUUUCUUGAAGACACCAUCAACGGAGGGAGAGUGGCAUACAAUAGCCAUGGAUUUCGAAAGGAAGUGGCAGUUUCCACAUUGCCUUGGGGCACUGGAUGGAAAGCACAUUUACAUACAGCCUCCAAGAAAAAGUGGAAGUUUUUACCACAAUUACAAGGGCAGGUUCUCUGUGCGUAUGAUGGCUGCAGUAGAUGCGAACUACAAGUUCAUCUACGCAAGUGUGGGUACCCAAGGUCGAGUUUCAGAUGCCGGACUGUUUGCUCACUCUGAUCUGCGCAAAGCAAUGGACGAGGGCAGACUGAGCUUUCCCCCACCUGAGUCCUUGCCCGAUUCUAACACAGUGAUGCCCUAUAUGUUUGUGGGAGAUGAUGCAUAUCCAUUAAGGCAUGACCUAAUGAAGCCAUAUCCAUUCAGGCAUGACCUAAUGAAGCCAUAUCCAUUCAGGCAGAUGGAGCACAGUCAGAGGGUUUUUAACUAUCGUUUGUCUAGGGCACGAAGGGUGGUAGAGAAUGCAUUUGGCAUUCUUGCCAACCGGUUGAGAGUGUUCAGGUCGACCAUUUGCUUGGAGCCAGACAAGGUGGUGAAAAUAACAAUGGCUUCCCUGUGCAUCCACAACUUCCUCUGCGAGCGCAGGUCAGAAGCAUAUGCCCCUCCAGUUUUUGCAGACUGGGAGACUGCUGACCACAACAUGGUUGAUGGGCAAUGGAGGAAUCAUGGCAUGGGUGCUUUCCAACCGAUGGAGAACACCUCACAUCGCAAUUAUACAGCGACAGCCAAAAUGCAACGCAAUCUGAUGCGGGACUACUUUGUCUCACCAGGAGGAAGUGUUUCUUGGCAGUAUCAACACAUUUAA